Symbiodinium necroappetens is the source of this 1220-nucleotide messenger RNA. The record is from the annotation of a GenBank genome assembly. NCBI's taxonomy places the organism in Eukaryota, Dinophyceae, Suessiales, Symbiodiniaceae.
GACCGGCCAGUGAACUCAUUUCGGAGGGGCCGUCCCCACCAUAUGAUCCUAGCCUGCCACCAGCUGGGCCACCGCCGCCGCAGAAUCUGUUUGCGGUUGAGAUCACCCUGGCAGCAGCGGCUGUGUUGGAGAGGUUCACUCCAUGGUCUGGGCCCAUGUUAACAAGGAUCAGAGGGCAAAUCUCGAGGGCGAGCGGAAUCACCAUCGAAAUGCGUUCGAUGGCGCGACACGAGCUCCACAUGAGGGACGUUGUCCACAUCAGCGAUGAUCCACCAUCCACGGAGGCUGCUGCUCCUGUUGCUGAGACGGUUCCAAGACGCAGCAGCGGCGAGACCGAGACCGAGCGCAUUCGGAACGACAUGGAUCGGGAGGAACGAACUAGAAUGACAUCGGCAGAGGUGGAACGUGUAAACUCCGUGGUGCCGCUGGAGUAUGUGGAUGAGGAGGAUGAGCCACCGACGGCACCGGUCUUGGCGAACACUUUUCUGAAUGACCAUCGCACAUUGGUGGUGUACCUCCAGGGCCUCCGCCUGCAGAUCAACGACAGCAUCCACGCCCGAGGCUAUGAUCAUACCUUGCAGCCAGUGCAGUUGGAAACGGUGCAAGCUCAGCUUGGAAAGCUCCAAGUUCGUAAAUCGGUACCACCAGGAAUGGACAUGGCGUUUGCAGCGGACGAGGAGAUGGACACGUUCUUCGGGACAGUGUCAACCAAGAGCUCCGAGCGAGCCAGCAACUCCUCGGACACACCACAGGGGAAGCGUCGUCGAGAGUUUGUACGGAUGGGUCCAAGGGGCGAUGGGGGGUCGGGCUGGAACUGGCAAGGGGACACGGGCCGGGACAACGGUCCAUUGGUUCCUACUUUGGCACGGCUGGCCAUCAAGUUGGACGAGGAGAUCAGGGUCCUGAAGCAGAACACCGGGAUAGUCCUGUGGAUGAAACCCGGGGCGGACUCAGUGUUGCCUCACCUGUACAACACAGCGGUGGAGUUCAAGAAACAACAAAAAGACAAUCCCAAGUUCAGCUUAGCACAUGUUCCUCUCCGCUCCGUGCUUGCUUUGGCGAUGUUCCGGGAGCUGGGCAACAGGCUAGACCGAUUGCUGAAAACCCCGGACCUGAUGAAAGCUGCGGAAACUCGAGGGUGGCGAGAUCAAUCAGGAUGGAAAUACCAGGUGUGGAACGGCGCCCUUCGCCACCUCGAGGUGGAUCGCGAAAAGCCAACG